CAAUAAACGAUUAAAUAUCUAGUCUUUGUGACAUUCUUACGAAAGUAUUAGAAAGUGUUAACAGAAAAACGAACAUUAUGAAAUUUCUGAUUCUUUAUCUAUUGAUGACCGUACACGAGGCUACAAGUUAUACAGAAGAAACGAAAUGCAGCGUUCAAAAUGAUAAUAUUGAUUGCAGCCAUUUAGAUUUGACAACAAUACCCAGGCAUCUUCCAGUAAACGCGACCAGUCUGAACUUAAUUUGGAACAGUAUCAAAAUAGUCAAAAGCUUUUCUUUUAAGUCUUUGCGAUACAUUACAUACCUUGAUUUGGGAAGAAAUGUUAUAGAGUUAAUCGAGAUAAAUGCUUUCCAUGGCCUACAUCGUCUACGAACUCUACAUCUUCACGACAAUGUUAUCAAUGUUUUUCCUGACGGCAUGUUCGAAAGACUAAAUGGUUUACAAGUUUUGUCAAUUGAUGGCAAUAAACUAAAAUAUUUCCAAGAUGAUAAAAUAACAAAAGUAUCAAAGAUCGUGUCACUGACCACACUUUCGUUUGACGUUUAUCCAGAUUUCAAAUUUCCCAGGCAAUGGGGUACGUUAAGUAAGUUGACAGAUUUGAGGAUAUUUGCUAUGUCAGCAAAAGUAAAAUUCAACAAGGCAAUGUUCGUUCAUGUUAAUAUGAUGCAAACUACUGCUCUCUCCAUAAACGUUGUGCCGUUCAUUUCGGAAGAUUUUUUCGAACAUUUUCCUAAAUUAGAGUCAAUAACACUAUCGAUAGGUAGUGAUUUACCGAACAAUCCAAUAGACCAAGUAUUCAAAUCUUUUGGAAUUUUUAGGGGAAAGAACAUUUCAAACCUUGAAAUAAGGUCUGGCAGAUUUGAUAAUUGGUUUAUUUUAAAUUACAAGAGAAUGAGGUAUUUAUGGUCAAUUUGUUUGAAACGACUGACAUUGAAUAAUCUUUACAUUAAAGAUAUACCUAUAUAUGCGAUGCAAGUAUUUUGUAUCAAAAGCACAUGUCUCGAGUACCUGGAAUUUUCUGACAAUAUCAUGUUUGACCGAGGAGCUGCUGUAGUUGCAGUUAUGAAUAAUUUAAAAAAUUUGAAAGUUUUGAAAAUUACAAGAAAUUGGCGUAAUUCGAGAAGAAAACGCUCACAACCAUCAAAAUUAUAUAAUUUUGUACUUCCAAAAACUCUUGAAGAAUUGUAUAUAGAACAUAACAUGGAUGGUGAUAUGGCCGAUGUUGAAGUUGUAAACGGUUUCAAUCUACGUGUGCUAAGCUUGAAGGACAAUGAAAUGUGGUCAUGCAUUGGAACUUUUACAGGAAUUAUAAAUGUGGAGUAUACCUCAAUCUCUUGGAAUUUUUAG
Molecule: messenger RNA, 1346 nt
Organism: Mytilus trossulus (common blue mussel)
Lineage: Eukaryota; Metazoa; Mollusca; Bivalvia; Mytilida; Mytilidae
Product: toll-like receptor 3
Exons: 2
Coding region: 78-1346 (422 amino acids)
Cellular component (GO): extracellular matrix
Molecular function (GO): protein binding
Source: RefSeq, a predicted model, not a curated record